Molecule: messenger RNA, 3429 nt
Organism: Penicillium pulvis
Lineage: Eukaryota; Fungi; Ascomycota; Eurotiomycetes; Eurotiales; Aspergillaceae
Gene: ireA
Product: bifunctional endoribonuclease/protein kinase IRE1
Exons: 2
Coding region: 1-3429 (1142 amino acids)
Biological process (GO): IRE1-mediated unfolded protein response; intrinsic apoptotic signaling pathway in response to endoplasmic reticulum stress; mRNA processing
Cellular component (GO): IRE1-TRAF2-ASK1 complex
Molecular function (GO): protein serine/threonine kinase activity; RNA endonuclease activity; ATP binding
Source: RefSeq, a predicted model, not a curated record
AUGCGGUGGCGGUUACCGGGCGUUAGUUCGACCCUCCCCGCCAGCGUCGCCCUUCUUCUCCUCCCAGGCCUGGUUGUUCCGCAGCAGCACCCAGAGUCUUAUGACUCCGCUCCUCGAAUCUCCGUGCCCCUAGCGGCUGACGGAGCUGCAUCUUAUUCCAAACAUACAGUCUCCGCGGCUGUACCUCCCAUCGUGAAAUCCAACGAUGCGAGCGCCCUGGCAACUCUGGCUCUGGCGGGCUCCGGCCGCGCCGUUCGAGCCCCUCUCACCCAGACUAGCAGUACAGCUGCUGGUCUGGCGUCGCAGCUUCACGCGCGGUCCUUGCAGGACUGGGAGGUUGAGGACUUUGUCCUGUUGGCGACCGUUGACGGAACCAUUCACGCUCGAGACCGCAAGACCGGUGCUCCCCGCUGGGCCCUGGAAGUGCCCAGUAGCCCAGUGGUCGAGAGUAUUUACCACCGUGCCAAUCGGACCAGUUUCGAUGCGACCCAACCCGAGGACGACUUCCUUUGGAUCGUGGAACCCAGUCAAGAUGGAAGCUUAUACAUCUACAGCCCAGGUCCCGAGGCAGGACUGCAAAAGCUUGGUCUGACGGUCAAGCAAUUAGUCGACGAAACACCAUAUUCCGGCAUUGAACCUGCCGUGACAUAUACUGCCCGGAAAGAAACAACUUUGUACACGAUUGACGCCCGCACUGGAAGCAUUUUGCGGGUCUUCAGCUCUCGUGGACCAUUCCAGGCUGGUCAAGAAUGUCGCAAGGUAGACGGACAAGAUGUGGACCCGGAGGAGUGCGAAACAUCCUCCGGGACAUUGGUCCUUGGCCGUGUGGAGUAUGCCGUGGCUAUCCAGAAUACCGAGACGGGAGAUCCGAUCUGUACCUUGAAAUACUCCGAAUGGGCGCCCAACAACCGAGACAUGGAUUUACAAAGUCAGUACUACCGUACAAUGGACCUAAGUCAUGUCUAUAGCAUGCAUGAUGGUGUUGUACUGGGCUUUGAUCACUCACGGAUGGUACGCCCUCGUUAUACGCAGCGCUUCCAGUCCCCUGUGGCUCGAGUAUUCGAUGUGGUGCGGCCCACUAACAAGGAUGCUCCCGACGCUUCAACCCCAUUAGUACUUCUGUCUCAACCACUUCAGCCACCGGACCCCGACUACGGCACCUUAGACGAUGACCGAGACAUGCGUGUGUUCAUUGAUUCGACUAGCGCGGGUGGAUGGUUUGCUCUUUCCGAGGAGACUUACCCUCUGGUCACUGGUCGUGCCCCCAUGGCUCAAUGUUACGAAAAAGACUUUUUCCGUCGAGGGCAGUCACUGAUGAGCCUGACGCCGCAUCAGCAACGAGAUGCCCUGGCUGGUGUUCAUUCGUUGAAUGGCCCACAAAUCCGGCCUUCCAUUCCCCGACUGGGAAGCUCCACAACUGAACUUUCCAAUGACACUCCACGAGAGGUUUCACGCAGCCCAUCAGAGCUAGCUCUUCCUCCUGCUCUGCGACACAGCGCUAUAAUUCGCAAAAGCUGGGACAAUGCCCUCGACAUCGUUGUCACUCUUGUUCUGCUCUUUAUUGGUACAUUUAUCUACUUCAACUCGCAUCAUAUUCGGGACCUCGCCAAGCAGAAGCUCGAUAUUAAGAACAUUAUCAACUCAAAUGACAAAUCCUCUCUCUCGACCCCAACUACCCCGAUUAUCGGUACGGCCCCGGAUCUACCCCGCGCACCUACCCCUCGGCCGAUGACCGAUGUGACUGUCGAUGUUGAUUUGAUCGACUCUGGGGAGGCCACGCCGCGACCAUCUCGGGACCGCAGUGUACCACCGGAUAGGACACCCCGGGUGAAGAUUAGCGAGCCUGAUCGUGAAACAGAAGAAGGCGAUCUAGACGAGGGAAGCCAGAAUCCCGAUAAACCAGCGAAAAAGAAACGUUCGCGUGGUACACGAGGUGGCAAAGGCCAUAAACGCAAGCCAAAGCCUGGUAUCGAAGGCGAGCUUAGAGAGCACUCUGAUCCGGGAGUCGAACUUCUGAAUCGUCCAAAUUCACAGUCCCGGCUUGAGUCCGAUGCCCGCUUUACUCAAAAUGUAUCAACUGAAAUAGUGCAACCGGACGGGGUAGUUCGCAUUGGAAGACUAGAGGUAUAUACUGAUAUUGUGCUUGGACACGGCAGCCACGGAACCGUGGUCUACCGCGGUACUUUCGAUGGACGAAAUGUGGCUGUCAAGCGCAUGCUCAUGGAAUUUUAUGACAUUGCCUCACAUGAGGUAGGUCUGUUACAAGAGAGCGAUGACCACCACAAUGUCAUCCGUUAUUUCUGCCGUGAACAAGCAACUGGGUUCUUGUACAUCGGUCUAGAGCUCUGUCCGGCGUCUCUCCAGGAUGUCAUUGAGCGCCCUGUUCAAUUCCCAGAGCUGGUUCAAGGUGGCCUUGACAUGCCAGAUGUUCUUCGUCAGAUCACGCAAGGAGUCCGAUACUUGCAUUCGCUCAAGAUUGUUCAUCGUGACUUGAAACCUCAAAAUAUCCUGGUUGCCAUGCCUCGUGGGCGAACGACAUCGCGGGCCAUUCGCCUCCUCAUCUCAGAUUUUGGUCUGUGCAAGAAACUGGAGGAUAAUCAAAGUUCUUUCCGAGCCACUACUGCUCACGCUGCUGGAACGUCUGGCUGGCGUGCCCCGGAACUGCUCGUCGACGAUGACACUGGACCCUUGAGUCUUGCAUCCCAGCACACUGAAUCCUCUGAACCCGCUGUCGUUGAUCCCCAGACCAAUCGCCGCGCCACUCGUGCCAUUGAUAUCUUCUCACUCGGCUGCGUAUUUUAUUACGUGCUGACUCGGGGCAGCCAUCCGUUCGAUAAGAAUGGCAAGUUCAUGCGAGAGGCCAAUAUCGUGAAAGGUCACUUUGAUUUGCAAGAAUUGGAUCGCUUGGGUGAUUAUGCCUUUGAGGCAGAUGACUUGAUUCGUUCCAUGUUGUCUCUCGACCCACGCCAUCGCCCCGACGCCAGUGCUGUCCUGAUGCACCCCUUCUUUUGGGCCCCCUCCGACCGGCUUAGCUUCUUAUGUGACGUAUCGGAUCACUUCGAGUUUGAACCGCGCGACCCCCCAUCAGAUGCACUGCUCUGCUUGGAGUCGGUAGCCCCGCAAGUUCUCGGACCUGACAUGGAUUUUUUGCGCCUGCUCCCUCGCGAUUUCAAGGAUAACCUAGGCAAGCAGCGCAAGUACACUGGUUCUCGAAUGCUGGAUCUACUGCGUGCUCUCCGUAACAAGCGCAACCAUUACAAUGACAUGCCGGAGCACCUGAAGGUGCAUAUCGGUGGACUGCCAGAAGGUUAUCUGAACUUCUGGACUGUCCGUUUCCCUAGUCUCCUGAUGAGUUGCCAUUGGGUCAUUGCUGAGCUGCAAUUGACUAGGAUUGAUCGGUUCCAGCGGUACUUCCAGCCGCCGGAGUAG